Molecule: messenger RNA, 714 nt
Organism: Atta colombica
Lineage: Eukaryota; Metazoa; Arthropoda; Insecta; Hymenoptera; Formicidae
Exons: 3
Coding region: 1-714 (237 amino acids)
Molecular function (GO): DNA binding
Source: RefSeq, a predicted model, not a curated record
AUGAGUUCGACGACUAAUUAUCUCUUCAACAAUCUCUUCUUCGAUUUUGAUGCGGCUAUCCACCUACCUUACGAACCGAGGAUAUAUGUCAGCAUACAAGAGGCAGAAAUAUACAGAAUCAAAGACGUAACUCGUAUGAUCGUUCAGGAUGAUGUAUGGUUUCAAAACAGACGGGCAAAGUGGAGAAAGCAAGCUCGGUUACAAUUGCUGCAGGAUGCGUGGAGAAUGCGAUGCUUGGGUUUAGGAAGCGCUACGCCGCUGCUCCUCGGCCGAUCACCUUCCGGUGGUCUCGAGAGAACUAGCGACGCGUCCUCAACUUCUCCGUCAUCCUCAUCAGCUCUUACGGGCUCGCCGAAUACGACUGACAAAUUACCUGAGAUUGGCAGUCCCAUAUCGGUCUGCAGAGAUUUUCGAAUUUUAUCUUCACUGCCACCUGGAUACUCGGUACCUUGCGACAAAUCGCUCGACAGGCUCAAAUGUCGUUGUGGAACGCCACCCAGGAUCAGUGCGAGUCCCGCGGACCAUGGUGACAGCCUAGCAACAAGAGAACGGCCACAGGAAGCCGAAAUGGAUCUUACUUUGAAAGCUCAUCAUCCUGCAUCCGUUAGGCAUUCGUUAUUUCAUCAUUUAUCAAGCAAUCACCAGCAGCAAGAUAUUGUGCAAACCAUAGACGAGCCUUUGGAUGUCACUCUCAACAGCAGCAAGAACAACUAA